AUGAUUUACCAAGGCAUGAGUAUGGGGCCAGAAGAGCAUGACUCCGUUCAUUCAGCUAGCACGGGAUUAUUCUCGGGCCCAGACAUCGCGGGGCAGGUGGAGGAGCUUGAAAAGAGGGUAGCACAACAGGCAUGCAAGGACUUGACGCUCGCAGCCGCCGCCGGCAAGACCUCCGACGUGGUAAGGUCCAUUGAGCUAGGAGGGGAUGUGGACACGACCCUCAACACUUUCACCCCGCUCAUGCGCGCGGCGACCUGGGGUCACGUCGACACGCUGGCCACCCUAAUCGCCGAAGGCGCCGACAUGUUCGCAACGGAUAGGCAGGGUCGGACAGCUCUGGACUGGAGUCGCAUCGCGCGACGCGACAAGGCGGCUCGAAUUUUGGAGCGGGCGAUGGAGAACGAGAUUCGAUACCGCAGAGAGGCAACCAAGGCAGUUCGAGGCGACAAGGAGCUGUGGGCUGUGAUAGAGGCCAACGCGAGGCACGCCCGCGAGGUGGCUCACGCAGUGAACGCUCGAGACCUCAAAGAGGUUAAGCGAAUCGUCGAUCGGGCACAGCUGACCCGGGACAAGUUUGUGUCCGUGUGCGAUCGCCUCGGGUUUCGGAGAAGAGAAGAGGCGAACGAACGAGCGAGAGAGAGUAGUUGUGGUGGCAGUGGUGAGGCACCAGCAUCCACCGUAGAACAAGCAUUGAGUGUUUGUCCGACUCCACCGACAGCUGCGGAAAAACCGAGUGUUGCAGCACUAGCAACGCCCUGGACAGCUGAAGAUGGCACCGAACCGAACGACGGUUCGUUGCUAAGAAGAAUUCCGGUAUUCUUUCUCGAUGCCGAGGGGCGAGGGGGCACAACGGCGCUCGCGCUGGCGACGAUCGAAAACGAUGCCGAGACGGUGCGGCGUCUCAUGAAGGAGGGAGCGGACCCUGGUGUCGAAGCGAGCAGUGGCCACACAGCUCUCAGCUGGGCAGCCGUGUGCGGCUUCGACCUCGUCGCGGCCGAGCUGCUUCUUGGCAACAACACCAACAAGCGCAGCCGCAGCAGCAGCAGCAGCAGCAGCGGCUCGUCGAGGUCGGGGCCGAUGCAAGACGCGAUCAACGCAGUAACGAGGAGUACUUUGGUCGAGGGGAAGACAGCGCUGCACAACGCGGCCUUCAAUGGGAAUUCCGGGGUUGUCGUGCUCCUGUUAGACCGGCUUCGGGAUCUUCUGCUGAGGGACGGAUUCGCCAAACCACGACAAGCUGAUGGGGCUGGGCCCGGCCUCGGUUGGUUCCACCCUUUCCGCGACUUCGUGCGGCGGAAAGACAACCAAGGCUUGACAGCCCGUGAACUUGCUCAACAGGCUGGGUACGACGAAGUGGUCACCUUGCUGGACAAUGCCGACGGGAGGAUCGAGGUCUGGGAGGCCGGAGAGCGUGCACAGGAACAUGCUUCGGAAAGGGUAGAGUGCGGUAACGAGGGCUGCCGACACCGUGACCGGCGCGACCGCAUGGAACGCCACGAGAGGACCGAGUGCCCCCGCCGCCCGGCCGGCUGCCCGGCCUGCGGAAAGAAGCUGGCGGCGGGGGACCUGCCGCAGCAUGAGGAGAAGGAAUGCGAGAAGAGAAUGGACGCCUGCCCCAACGCCUUCCUCGGGUGCUACGACGUCAUGCCGCACGAAAGAAUCUCGGCACACAUCAGACACAUGUGCAAGUUUCGUCGCGUCGACUGCCGACGCGGCUGCGGGGCAUCCGUGAUCGCGCGUGAUCUGGACAGUCACGAGCAGGACCACUGCAGGCUAAGCAAACACCCGUGCGUCUUCGGCUGCGGGGAGAAGAUCACAAAAGCCAAGAUGGACGCUCACAUCAAGAAGGACUGCCGCAAGCGCAAGGUCCGCUGCAGACUGGGGUGCGGCUCGAACGUUGACGCCGGGGAGCUGCAGCACCACGAGCAGGAGGUUUGCACGCAGCCGUGCCGCUGGGAGGGGUGCGGGGAGCGGCUGGGGCCCUUGGUGCGGCGGGAGUUGCACGAGCAAUCGCUGUGCCCCGAGCGUCCCGCGGAAUGUCCCCACGGCUGCGGCAUUAGGUAUGCGUGUUCGUCCGUGCCGUGCGCUGGUUCUUGUAUUCACCCUCUCGUUAGCAUCGAGGGCGCCUAA
This is a messenger RNA of Ectocarpus siliculosus, 2130 nucleotides long. NCBI's taxonomy places the organism in Eukaryota, Phaeophyceae, Ectocarpales, Ectocarpaceae. The record is from the annotation of a GenBank genome assembly.